AUGACUGCUCAAGUAACACUGGAGGAUGCCUUGUCCAAUGUGGACCUCUUGGAAGAAUUACCAUUGCCAGAUCAGCAACCGUGUAUUGAACCCCCGCCAUCAUCUCUGCUUUACCAGCCAAACUUCAACACUAAUUUUGAAGACAGAAAUGCAUUUGUCACUGGCAUUGCAAGAUACAUUGAGCAAGCUACAGUCCAUUCAAGCAUGAAUGAAAUGCUAGAAGAGGGUCAGGAAUAUGCAGUCAUGUUAUACACAUGGAGAAGCUGCUCAAGAGCCAUACCUCAGGUCAAGUGCAAUGAGCAGCCUAACAGAGUAGAAAUUUAUGAGAAAACUGUGGAAGUUCUGGAGCCAGAAGUCACAAAACUGAUGAAUUUUAUGUAUUUUCAGAGAAAUGCAAUUGAACGAUUCUGUGGGGAGGUGAGACGCUUGUGCCACGCGGAAAGGAGGAAAGACUUUGUGUCUGAAGCUUAUCUGAUCACGCUGGGCAAAUUCAUCAACAUGUUUGCGGUACUGGAUGAGCUGAAAAAUAUGAAGUGUAGCGUGAAGAAUGACCAUUCAGCCUACAAGCGGUAA
Messenger RNA from Mesitornis unicolor (brown roatelo), 573 nucleotides. Its product is annotated as cytoplasmic FMR1-interacting protein 1-like. The record is from RefSeq and is a predicted model, not a curated record. Gene Ontology annotation, cellular component: neuron projection; SCAR complex; synapse. The transcript is spliced from 5 exons. Gene Ontology annotation, biological process: lamellipodium assembly; axon guidance; regulation of actin filament polymerization. The coding region runs from base 1 to 573 and encodes 190 amino acids. NCBI's taxonomy places the organism in Eukaryota, Metazoa, Chordata, Aves, Mesitornithiformes, Mesitornithidae. Gene Ontology annotation, molecular function: small GTPase binding; RNA 7-methylguanosine cap binding.